Messenger RNA from Amyelois transitella, 2328 nucleotides. RefSeq names its product ATP-dependent RNA helicase Ddx1 (gene Ddx1). The record is from RefSeq and is a predicted model, not a curated record. Lineage: Eukaryota; Metazoa; Arthropoda; Insecta; Lepidoptera; Pyralidae. The transcript is spliced from 13 exons. Gene Ontology annotation, molecular function: RNA helicase activity; nucleic acid binding; ATP binding. The coding region runs from base 87 to 2273 and encodes 728 amino acids.
AUGUCUAUUCGAUUCGCUCGGCCGUCGCCGCUGUAUGAAAAUCUAUUUCACCUCAAGUUGAUUUACUGAGUGUAAUUGUAAUUACAAUGACUGCAUUUGAAGAAUUCGGCGUUUUGCCGGAACUAGGAAAAGCUAUCGAGGAGAUGGACUGGACCCUUCCUACGGACGUCCAAGCUGAAGCUAUUCCUCUUAUCCUUGGUGGAGGAGAUGUACUUAUGGCUGCUGAGACAGGCAGUGGAAAGACUGGUGCUUUCUGUCUGCCAAUAUUACAAAUAGUUUGGGAAACAUUGAAGGAUAUACAAGAAGGGAAAACAAGUAAAGUUUUACAGACAACUUCUUCAGAGUGGACCAUGUCAUUUUUUGAUCGAACUGAUGCGUUGGCUGUUACGCCGGAUGGUUUGCGCUGCCAGUCCCGUGACGCCCAGGGCUGGCAUGGUUGCCGCGCCACUAAAGGAGUUCAUACAAAAGGAGCCUAUUAUUAUGAGGCAACAGUCACCGAUGAGGGGCUAUGUCGUGUGGGAUGGUCCACACAAGCUGCAAGACUAGAUCUGGGCACUGAUAGACUGGGAUUUGGUUUUGGUGGCACAGGAAAGAAGUCAAACGCCAAGCAGUUUGAUGAUUAUGGGAGUGCUUUCGGAAUGAAUGAUGUUAUUGGUUGCCUCCUGAAUUUGAACAAUGGUGAAAUAAGAUACACAAAAAAUGGAGAAGAUCUUGGUGUGGCAUUCAAAUUGGAUCAGUCAAGAAGGGCCGACUGCUACUUCCCGGCUGUUGUGCUGAAGAAUGCUGAAAUGAGCUUCAACUUUGGAGCAAUGCCUUUCAAGUACCCACCAUCAGGGGAAUAUAUAGCAUUGAAGCAAGCACCAAAAGAGUUUGUGAAAAACAAUGUAGUGGCAGCCGGCGCAAUAGCUGAAAGUAAACCUGUCAACAAUGCCCCACAGGCUAUUAUCAUUGAGCCCUCCCGCGAGUUAGCUGAACAAACUUGCAACCAAAUCACAAAAUUCAAGAAGUAUUUAGAGAACCCGAAAGUUCGGGAACUGCUUGUUGUCGGAGGAGUCAACGUCAAGGAUCAGAUCAAUCAACUCAAUGCUGGUAUCGACAUAGUUGUGGGCACUCCAGGCCGACUUGAGGAUCUCAUUCAAGGAGGUUACCUGGCCCUCACCCACUGCCGUUUCUUCGUUCUGGAUGAAGCGGACGGUCUUCUCAAGGCAGGUUACGGGGAGCUGAUCGAGAGACUCCACCGGCAGAUACCGAAGAUCACGUCUGAUGGCCGCCGGCUGCAGAUGGUGGUUUGUUCAGCCACAUUGCACGCGUUCGAGGUCAAGAAGAUGGCGGAGAAACUGAUGCACUUCCCGACGUGGGUGGAUCUGAAGGGCGAAGACGCGGUCCCCGAUACGGUGCACCACGUCGUGGUCAUGGUGGACCCGCAGAAGGACAGGAGUUGGGAGACUCUGCGCAGGCAUGUGCAAACAGACAGCGUGCACGCCAAAGACAAUAUCCGUAGUGGCAACACCACGCCGGAAACACUGUCAGAAGCCGUGAAGAUACUCAAAGGAGAAUACUGUCUGCGAGCCAUCAGGGAACACAAAAUGGACAGGGCGAUCAUCUUCUGUCGCACAAAACUCGACUGCGAUAACUUGGAACGCUACAUGAAGUCGUACGGCAACGAGUUCCCGUGCGUCUGCCUGCACGGGGACCGCAAGCCACAGGAGCGAAAGGCGAACUUGGAGAAGUUCAAGCAGAGCCAGGUCAACUUCCUCAUUUGUACCGAUGUCGCCGCUAGAGGAAUUGACAUUUCGGGACUACCUUUCAUGAUCAACAUCACUCUUCCCGAUGAGAAGUCUAACUACGUGCAUAGAAUCGGCCGUGUCGGUCGCGCCGAACGUAUGGGGCUUGCCAUCUCGCUCGUAUCUUCAGUGCCGGAGAAGGUGUGGUACCACGGCGAGUGGUGUUCGUCCCGCGGCCGCAAUUGUUGGAACACGAACCUCAUCGACGAUCGGCCCAAAGGCUGCUGCAUGUGGUACAACGAGCCACAAUACUUGGCAGAUAUCGAAGACCACCUGAACGUCACUAUCCAACAAAUAGAAAGCGACAUGAAGGUGCCGAGCAACGAAUUCGACGGGAAGGUCGUCUAUGGUGAGAAGAGGAAGCAAAUCGGCUCUGGAUACCAGGACCACGUAAGUCAAAUGGCGCCGGUCGUUCGCUCGUUGCAAGAGUUAGAAUCACAAGCUCAGCUUUACUAUCUCAAGAUGCAUCAUAAUGUAACCAUCGCCUGAUUGAACUAUCUUGUAAUACUUAACUUUAUUUAUAUUAAAUAGGUAUGCAAACAGA